Molecule: messenger RNA, 534 nt
Organism: Arachis stenosperma
Lineage: Eukaryota; Viridiplantae; Streptophyta; Magnoliopsida; Fabales; Fabaceae
Product: uric acid degradation bifunctional protein TTL-like
Exons: 4
Coding region: 1-534 (177 amino acids)
Source: RefSeq, a predicted model, not a curated record
AUGGAAGAGGCCUCCCCGUUUUCUUUACUGGAGCACGCAACAUCAUUCGUAAGAGACCUGUGGUUCAACACAUUGCCAAUUCAAUCAUGGCUGGAUACAUUUUUAGCACACAGGCACAUAGGUGAUGCUAUUACUAUUGCGCAUAGAGAUAUUAGGACGGAAUUACUUCAAUUCGCAACAAAGUACCGCAAGAAAUUCGGCUUCGGGUUUGUAACUAGCACAAACCUAUUUCUUUCGCAACAAAUACUAAAAGAGGUGCAGGCACGCUAUGAGAAUAGUCUGAAUGUUGAACUUGAAAUUGCGUCUCAGGAGGAAUUCACUCUUAUAGAAAGAGGUCUUACAAAACUUUGGGAAUGUUUAGCUCGGAAAAAGAUUCAAGAAAUUCCGGAAGAGACAGGCGAGAUAGUUCAAGAUUCAGUGCUCGAAGAAGACGUUGUGCCAGAUAGUUCUGAUGAGGUUGUCUCUAAAGGACACAAACCUUCCAUCCUAACCUUUGACCUCAAUAAAACUCCAGAGGAGAAUGAUAUCUGUUGA